UCUAUUUAUCGUGGGUGUCUACCGCUGCCUUCUGUCAGCGCCAGCGGCGUAUCGUCGGAGGGGAACCUCUGCAGCCGGGAGCCUGGCCAUGGCUGGUAUCCUUAAAUUAUAAACUUCACCACCCGUACCUGGAACUUCAAGGUCUGCAGCAUCUCUGUGGUGCAACAUUGAUCAGUCCCUCCUGGGUUCUGACCGCUGCUCAUUGUGUACAUUUUGCUUCAGGGAGUCCAGGGCUUGGUGAUCCUAACAACUGGAUAGCAGUUCUUGGCGAAUACAACAGAACAAUCAUGGAAGAUACAGAACAGAGGAUAGAAAUCGACGGAAUCUUUCUCAAGAACUAUACUUUAUUUCCUCAGCUCAGUGAAGACAUUGCACUGUUGAAACUGAAGUCCCCGGCACGGCUCACCAACAGUGUUCAUCCUAUUAAUCUGGAUGUGGGUCGUAGGAUCUCCCCAGGCACUCCUUGUCAGGCAGCAGGCUGGGGACAGCACAGUCCAGAUGACGAGGGAGAACCACAGUAUGGUAACGGCACAUUGACACCGCGUGUGGCUGUAGUCAGGAGAGUUUCUCAAGAAAAGUGCAAGGCGAUCUACAGAGACAUGUGGCCCCUGGUUGACCACAGGGUGUUGUGCUUUAGUUCCAACUUCAAACAGGACACCUGUAAGGGUGACUCCGGUGGUCCGCUGAUCUGCAGCAAUGCUCGAGGACUGCCAGUGCUGACAGGGAUCGUGUCUGUGGGAAUGAGCUGCGCUCUACAAGACUACCCGGGGAUUUACACACGGGUCUCCAGCUACAGGGAUUGGAUCCUUCAUACCAUAGCUUCCAAUUAA
This is a messenger RNA of Candidula unifasciata, 830 nucleotides long. NCBI's taxonomy places the organism in Eukaryota, Metazoa, Mollusca, Gastropoda, Stylommatophora, Geomitridae. The record is from the annotation of a GenBank genome assembly.